AUGCAUGGAGUGAAACAGAAAUGGACAAGACACUGCGUACACCUGUCAGUCGAUCCGCUUGAUCAUCUUGCAGAAUCGACAAAGGAAGAUAUCAUGACAUUUUUGGAGUGGAUGCUCGACUCGCAUCGAAGGAUUCGCAAGAGAAGCACUGUGCAUGCCUACAAAAGAAUUUUUUUCCAGGUGUACCGGAAGUCUGUUGGAGCUGAUUUCAGCAAGCAGGCGAACGAAGAGAUCAAUGACUAUAUCAACGGGUAUUUAACUAUUCGUUACAAGCUCGACACGUCGGUGAACGAGAAGCCCGUAAUGGGCGUCGACGACGUGUAUCUUGUGCAGCAUCAUCAUUGGGUCCAUGACACUUCAGUUUUCCCUGAUGAGCGCCAGCGCAUACAGUUAGCCUUCCUGGUUUUGCUCCAAGCGUAUACAGCCACACGGCCCAGAGUACUCGCCUACAAGCGACUCGACAAGAACGCCGUCAACGACCACUACUUCGGCUGUGAAGAUGAAGCGACUCAGGUGGACUGUGCGGAUGAAUUUGACCCAAAAGAUGAUGAUUUCAAGACAAUUUGCUACAGGGAUGUCCAGCUGCUCCUCCUCAAAAACCCGGAGGGAGGAAGGGAUCUUCCAGCUAUGGAGGUGACGCUUAGGUACACAAAAGGAUGGGAACGAAGAGAAAACCCAAAAACCUUCAUCUUCUACGAGGUCGACGACUUGUUGUUUGAUGCUGUGCUUCAUCUUUUGGCCCUUGCACUUCUCGACCAAGCAUUCGAAGCGAACAUCCAGAAAGUGGACGACUUCUAUCGAAUCAGAGUCCCAUCCCCACGACACUCUUUGGAGUUUCGUUGGCGGAAGGGCAUGAGAGACAUACCGAUAUUUCGGCAAGCUGUAUCAACGAACGAUGGAGCAGUCCGCACGUCUAAAACCGAAGCGCUCCGUUACCAUACCUAUCUCUACUAUUUGCAGAGACUGGGGCUCGUAACAGGCUUCAUGCAGAUCCUGAAUCCGUACUGCAUUCGCCGAGGGUCAGGAGAAGCGGUUGAAAGCACCGCAACGCAAGCACAACUACAGCAAGUCAUGUGCCACAUCAACGCGGCGACUUACCAAGCCUACAUCAAUCAGAGAGUUCAGUGUGACACGGGCACCAACCGACGCCAGUGCCAUCGAGCUAAGGAAGAUUAA
Messenger RNA from Hirsutella rhossiliensis, 1176 nucleotides. Its product is annotated as FluG domain-containing protein. The record is from RefSeq and is a predicted model, not a curated record. NCBI's taxonomy places the organism in Eukaryota, Fungi, Ascomycota, Sordariomycetes, Hypocreales, Ophiocordycipitaceae. The transcript has 6 exons. Bases 1 to 1176 code for a protein of 391 amino acids.